Molecule: messenger RNA, 1690 nt
Organism: Alnus glutinosa
Lineage: Eukaryota; Viridiplantae; Streptophyta; Magnoliopsida; Fagales; Betulaceae
Exons: 9
Coding region: 85-1314 (409 amino acids)
Source: RefSeq, a predicted model, not a curated record
AAAAAAUUGUGAAAUAGCAGGCGGCAGAGUGGCAGUGCUUACUGGCUACUGCGUAGUGAGCGGGAUAGUUGUACUAUUCCAGAAAUGGAUUUGGCUAUCUCCUCCUCCUCCUUCUCCUCCGUCUUGGGCAUCAAAUACCGAAGCAUACCCCGGAGGAUUGUGAAUAGAUAUUAUGGAUUCAAACACUCUCCUUCUGCUCCUGGAAAUGGAAUCACUGCGGCAGGGAAGCCCUCCCGUCUGACGACAAGGAUGGUUUCGAACGGUUAUGUUUCCGGAGAGCGAGGCAGAAGCUUCAGAUUUAGGGAUAGUAAGAUUUACAGGAGGCAGGACUCCUGUUUGAUAAUUGCUCCGCCCAAUGGUAUAAGGCCACGCGCCAUCAUCAAAUUCUUGGGCGGUGCAUUCAUCGGAGCUGUUCCUGAAGUCACUUACGGCUACCUAAUGGAGCUAUUGGCGGAGGAAGGGUUUGUUAUUGUUUCAGUGCCUUACAAUGUGACUUUUGAACAUUCCCAGGCUGCUACACAGGUUUACGAGAGGUUCAAUGCCUGCUUACGUUCAAUCCUCUCCUCUGGAUUGCCCCAUGCCAAUUUAACAUCUGCCCAACUUGUUGAUCUUCCUCUAUUUUCCGUUGGCCAUAGCAAUGGCGCGCUUCUUCAAAUACUCAUCGGAAGCUAUUUCUCCGACAUGAUACCAAAGGCUAAUGCCGUGAUUUCAUACAACAACAGGCCAGCAACAGAGGCAGUGCCUUACUUUGAGCAGUUGGGUCCUCUAGUUCGUCAGAUGAUGCCAAUUAUAGAAGCAUCUCCAGUUUAUUCAGUGGCUAGGAAUGCCUCAGGAGAUGCAUGGAAGAUGCUACUUGAUGUGGCUGGAGCAAUGAUGGCAGAGGGUGAUCAGGAAUCCCUAAUUUCAAUGACCAACUUUGUCGAUCAGUUGCCAUCAGUCCUAAAUCAGGUUACUCAAGGGACAUCAGAGUUCAAGCCAACGCCAUCUGAAAAUCGUGAUUUUUUUAAGAGCUCAUACAAUGUCCAACACACCCUAUUGGUGAAGUUCAACUCUGAUACAAUUGAUGAGACGGAUCUUCUUGAUGAGACAUUGAAGCCUCGCGUGGAGGUCAUUGGUGGGACGCUAGAAAAGGUCCAAUUGAGUGGUAACCAUAUCACACCAUGCAUACAGGAACCAAAGUGGGAAGUCGGUUAUGUGUAUACUCCAGCUGAUGCGAUUGCUCAGGGGCUUAAAACUCUUUCAUUGAAUGAGACUAGAGUGCUUUCCAGAACCAUAAGCGACUGGUUCAGGCGUUUUGAAGAUUCAAGUCCUUGAGGUUAUAUUUCUUACAACUAGAAAAAAGUCAGGGGACUUUAGAAGCUUAUAUUUCUUACAGAAUGUUUUCUCGAAGCAUCUAAACCCUCCAAACUGGAACUCUCUGCUUUAGAAUUACAAAGAUGUUAUUAUUGCGUGGACCUGCAAAACCUAUACAACGUGCUUUUAUUGGAAAUAUAUACUAUGUUAUGUUAUGAAACUAGAAACCUAGAAUUGUGUCUCGUGCACAUUUGUGGAGACUAGAGAUUAGAGAAGCUGUUCUGGUAACAUAUGUAAAGCCUCUGAAAGUUCUGAACCUAGGACUAGGUGAAAGGGUCCAAACUAACGCUUUUAUUUUUAUUUUAUUUUAUUUUUAUCGCACUUUGCUGUUGUGGCA